Molecule: messenger RNA, 694 nt
Organism: Musca vetustissima
Lineage: Eukaryota; Metazoa; Arthropoda; Insecta; Diptera; Muscidae
Product: coiled-coil domain-containing protein 93-like
Exons: 3
Biological process (GO): Golgi to plasma membrane transport
Source: RefSeq, a predicted model, not a curated record
GUUAUUAGAAAAAGUCCAAAGUCUUCUGAAACAACACGACGAGCUGAAAAAGGAAGAAUCAGAGUUUAAGGAACACUGUCGAAAAGAUCUGGCUGCCCUGCAAGAACAAAUUGAGGAAUUGGAAGCCUUCAAUGCCCAGGAUCCCCAUGAACGAGAACAGGCGGUGGCCAAAGAAAAAGAACGUAUACAAUUAUUAAAAUUACAGCUGGCUAAACGUAAUCGGGGUAUUUUGGCAAUACAACAGCAAUUGGAUAAUACACCAGAUCGCACAGAAUUGGCACAAUAUCAGCGACGUUUUCAUGAGUUGUACAAUGAAAUGAGUUCCAAGUAUUUAGAAACCAAACAAUAUUAUACUCUCUUCAAUACCCUAAAUGACCAGAAACGUUAUAUGGAAAAGGAACUGUCACUGCUGAAUUCAAUUUGUGAAGCCUACAAUGAAGGCAUGUCCACCCAGCAUGGCCGCGAAGAAUUUAUCCAGAAAUUCGAACAAAUUGUGCAGGGAGUACGACAAACGGAACAAAAGGUGAAAUUAAAAUAUCUCGAUGAGAAAAAACGUCGUGAUGCAUUAAAUGAAGAGUUGCAGGGGCUGCUGGAGCUGCAACGUCAAUAUGCUGCCGCUGUCAAACAACUAACAAUCGAAUGUCAACGCUGUGAACAAUUACAACAACAUUUAAAGUCAAUUCGCAAAAAAUAG